CCCCGGUCGUGACAUCCAGCCGGAAGUGGAGGUCGGGAGACGGGAAGGCACGGGGGACUCCGUUUCCCAGAAUCCCUCGCGAACGCCGACUUGACAAGCAGCCAAUCGGCGCCAUGACAGGCCGGCACAUGACGUCGCCCGACUCAACUAAGUUCCUGGCGGCGGACGGGUCGACGUUUCCCCGCGGGAGAAUCGCGCUUUGCGGCCUGCGGAAAAGGGAGUGAUGGCUUCACCGGUCUCCGUGUACAACUCCAAUGUCUUGGACGCGCACAUCUCCAGCACCUCCAGAGAGUCUCUGAAGAUGGAGCUGUUGGCCGACGUCGGCCUGCUGCCCGGGGAGGAGAGAAUUAUAGACAAGGACAUCAUCUACAUCUGCCCGUUCAGCGGCGCCGUCAAAGGCAAAGUGCUGAUCACCAACUACAGACUCCACUUCAAGAGCUCCGAUGCGGAUGUGGCCGUGACACUGGACGUUCCUCUCGGCACCAUCAGUCGUGUGGAGAAGAUGGGCGGGGCGUCGAGUCGGGGAGAAAACUCGUACGGCCUGGACAUCACCUGCAAGGACAUGAGAAACUUGAGGUUCGCCCUGAAGCAGGAAGGCCACAGCCGACGAGACAUCUUCGAGCUGCUCUUCAAAUACGCCUUCCCCGUCUCGCACGGCCUGCCGCUGUUCGCGUACGUGACUCAGGAGAAGUACGAGGAGAACGGAUGGAGCGUCUACAGGCCCGUGGAAGAGCUCAGACGGCAGGGCUUGCCCAACAACAAGUGGCGCAUCACUUUCAUCAACGAGAACUACGAGCUGUGCGACACGUACCCCGCCGUGCUGGCCGUGCCCUUCAAAUGUAAAGAGGAGGACCUGAGGAGAGUGGCUUCCUUCCGGUCCCGCGGCCGCAUACCCGUCCUGUCCUGGAUCCACCGGGAGAACCGGGCGGCCAUCGUGCGCUGCAGCCAGCCGCUGGUGGGCAUGUCCGGGAAACGGAACAAGGACGACGAGCGCUACCUGGACCUGAUCAGGGACGCCAACGACACGGCCAAGCUGACCAUUUACGACGCUCGCCCCAACGUCAACGCCGUGGCCAACAAGGCCACGGGAGGCGGCUACGAGGGAGACGAGUACCACAACGCCGAGCUGGUCUUCCUGGACAUCCAUAACAUCCACGUCAUGCGGGAGUCCCUGAAGAAGCUCAAAGACAUUGUUUACCCCAAUGUGGAGGAAUCCCACUGGCUGUCCAGUCUGGAGUCCACGCACUGGCUAGAACACAUCAAGCUUGUGUUGUCAGGGGCCAUCCAAGUGGCGGACAAAGUGUCCAGCGGCAACUCGGUGGUGGUCCACUGCAGCGACGGCUGGGACAGGACGGCCCAGCUGACGUCUCUGGCCAUGCUCAUGCUGGACAGCCACUACCGCACGCUCAAAGGACUGCAGGUGCUCAUCGAGAAGGAGUGGAUCAGCUUCGGACACAAGUUUGCCUCUAGAUUAGGCCACGGUGACAAGAAUCACGCCGAUCAAGACCGAUCGCCCAUCUUUGUCCAGUUCAUGGAUUGCGUCUGGCAGAUGAGCAAGCAGUUCCCCACCGCCUUCGAGUUCAACGAGCGGCUCCUGCUGACCGUCCUGGACCAUUUGUACAGCUGCCGCUUCGGGACCUUCCUCUACAACUGCGAGAGCGCCCGAGAGCAAAACGCCCUGCGACGGAAGACCGUGUCCCUGUGGUCUUUGGUCAACAGUAAGACGGAGGUUUAUCUGAACCCUUUCUACACGCCGGAGUCGGGCAGGGUCCUUUACCCGGUGGCCAGCAUGCGCCACCUGGAGCUCUGGGUCACUUACUACAUACGCUGGAACCCGCGCAUCCGUCAGCAGAGUCCCGUGGAGCAGCGUUACCUGGAGCUGUUGGCGCUCCGAGACGAGUACAUCAAGAAGCUGGAGGAGCUGCAGCUGUCCGACGCCCCGCGUCUGGCCGACGACGGCCGCGGCGCCGACCCGUCGUCCCCGCCCCCCGCGUCGUCCCCCGCGCGCCAGCAGCACUACGCGCAUCUGCACACGCCCUUCUGAGACGCGUCUGAACACUCACAAGACUUUUAGUCGUUUCGUGUCCGGCGGGUGAUUAUGCAAAGUGGCACCGUGCAGCCUUGGCGGCGCACGUGCACACGUGAGCCUUAACGACAUUUGCUGGCUUUUAAUUGAAGGGCUUGUCCACACAAGGGACGGGACGGGACGGGACGCUAACGUGUUGACUGAAGACACACAAUUUCAAGUUAGGAUGAGCACAAAGAGAAAGGCAAAAAUGGAGUCACCUGAUUUCGGACCCACUUGCCCCCCGGGUCCGUCGGCCACGCCGCCCGUACCACCGUGUCCCCGAUUGCGCGGCUACCGUCAAAGCGACGCUUGAUUCCGACUCGGCUCGAAGUUGGGGGUGUCCUUUGAUGCAAUAACUGCCAAAAGCAAAUCCGCUUCCCCAAUUUGUGAGCCGAUUGCGUGCCUUGAUUUACCCGCGCUUUGCUUUCCGCUCCGCUCCGCUAGACAGGGUACGGCUCUUGGGCCGCUUGUCGGGGCCCGUCCGCUGCGGCGUCCCGCAAGGCCGAAGCGCUUCAAAGUGUACUUGUCUCUUCUCUUCUCGUCAACUUGCUUUUUCUCGGAGAGAGUUGUCCUCCUCCCGGGAGGCGACGCUGCCAGCGUGCGUCCUGAAGAACCGCAAGCAAAACAGGCCGAGGUGCUGAAGAGUUUAGUUUUUUUUUUUUUUUUUUUUUUCCCGAGCAAAGCACUUGUGGAUGCAAAUCCAAUUUUCUUUGCUUCUUUGCUACUUUGCCACCAGCACCAAGAUCAGGAUGCGAUUACCUCAGUCCAAAGCUAUUUUCCGCUCUGAAGCCCUGUCCAGGUAUUUGUACAAUACGAUCAUUUGAUUGUCAAAUAUGACUUUAAACCCCCCCCACCCCACCCCCCAUCCCCCCACCGGGAAAUGUUCAUCUCCUCCUAUACUUGUCUUUGAUGUCGUUUGGUUCCUUUACUGCUUGCUCUAUUUUUCACCAAAAGGGAAGAAGAAUACAUGAGCUCCAUCUAUCCUCUCCAUCGCUGCUUGAUUCUGUAAAUAUUAUUGAUUAAAUUAAUUUAAGAUUGA
Messenger RNA from Syngnathoides biaculeatus (alligator pipefish), 3107 nucleotides. RefSeq names its product myotubularin 1 (gene mtm1). The record is from RefSeq and is a predicted model, not a curated record. Gene Ontology annotation, cellular component: plasma membrane. NCBI's taxonomy places the organism in Eukaryota, Metazoa, Chordata, Actinopteri, Syngnathiformes, Syngnathidae. Gene Ontology annotation, biological process: mitochondrion distribution; negative regulation of autophagosome assembly; dephosphorylation. Gene Ontology annotation, molecular function: phosphatidylinositol-3,5-bisphosphate 3-phosphatase activity. The transcript has 16 exons. Bases 224 to 2044 code for a protein of 606 amino acids.